This is a messenger RNA of Ostrinia furnacalis (Asian corn borer), 2841 nucleotides long. RefSeq lists its product as uncharacterized. Bases 297 to 1844 code for a protein of 515 amino acids. The transcript has 5 exons. The record is from RefSeq and is a predicted model, not a curated record. Lineage: Eukaryota; Metazoa; Arthropoda; Insecta; Lepidoptera; Crambidae.
UCACUAGUGUAAUCGGCUGGCCGUCUGUCUGCCAACCAAUCGCUAUAAGCGGCCACCAAUCGCCUUACGUCCGGAGGAACGCGUGUCGCAUGGCGAUAGAUAGAGCGCGCUAAACUCGUUUUAUGAAAUAUUCCUUUAUUCCGCCGGCCGGCUUCUCGUAGUUUUUGUUUUUGAUUCCAAAGGCAAACAUAAGAAGUGUGCGUGUUACGGUGGCUAUAGUAACUUUCCUUAGUAAUUGGCAGGAAUCUGUGUUUCUAAAUAAAGAACCCUCUCACUUCUGAAGCUCUUCGUAAACCAUGUCUGUAAAAAAGAAGAAUUUGGACGCCCACUUGGCGGAGAUAUUCAAGCAGUUCGUAGCAAUCAAAGAUGAGGACUUCAAGAGGUCCCAGGAAGUAUUCAAAAGCGUGUUUGAGGAAGUCAAAGCGAAGAUGGGGGAGAAAUGCAACUAUUUCUCCAAAUACAGCGGUCAGGUCCUUUACGCCGGUAGCGUCUACGACGGCAUCAAGGUAUCCCGUCUGGACGAGUUCGACAUGGACAUCGUCAUCCGCCUGCCCAUCAACUACGACAACGGCGAGAACGGCAUCAUCAUCGAGAACGACCAGCCCGGCUUCGUCAAGAUGAAAAUCAUCAACGCCUUCGACAACCUGGACAAGCAACCGGAGUGGGAGAAAUGCCACAAAGUCACCAGGGAGUGGAGAGACUCCGAAAAGUAUUUCCUUCAGAACAAAUUCCGGCAGUGGAUGCACGGGACUGUGCAGAAAGCAUUGAACGAAAUGGACGGGAAGGUGGUCGUGAAUGGGGUGACUUACCUGAUCAAGUACAAGGAGUCGGGGCCGGCUUACACCCUGAACAUCAGGAACGAUAAGGGCGACCCGGAGUUCAACCUGGACGUGGAUUUGGUUCCGGUCAUCAGGUUUAUGCUGCCCCGUUGGCCUGAAGGCUAUAGGGCCGUUCCCGGUGGCCAGCAAGCCAAAGAAUGGCUUGUAGUACCGAAGCCUAACAAAGGAUUAAAGGACGAAACCAUGAAGAACCGGUGUUGGCGCCUUUCCUUCCAGGACUACGAGAGAGAGCUGAUGAAAGGCUGUCAGCAGCUGAAAACUACCAUCAGAUUGAUCAAAAAACUUCGGGAUGCGCUCGAAUUGAAAGCUAUCGCGAGUUACUACAUCAAGACGCUGUUCCUUUGGAAGAUUAUGAAUGAAGAUAAGAAGUUUUGGCAGAACAAGAUAAGCGUCAUGUUCCGCAUCAUGGUGCAGGAGCUCCGGGACGCCAUCAAGGCGAAGAACAUCCGCUACUUCUGGCACCAGGACAACAACCUCAUUGAGGGCCUGAAGCCCACGCUCCAGAAGGUCUACGUGGAUAAACUGACGGAAGUCCUAAACAGCAUCGAAGCGAACGACGUCGAUAAGAUCGUCGCAUCCUUACUAACCGUCACCGAGCUGACAGAAUUUAAGAAGUCAGAGUUUUACCAAAAAACCGCCGCCGCUGCUGCUGCUAAAGACGUCAGGGACGGAGCUUCCAGCGUAAGUAGACAGAGCUCAGUCGCGAGCAACGCAAGCGGGAACAAUUCUCAGUCUAGUCAGGACAGUGUUCCCAAAUCUGGUAACAAAUCGAAGGUUGACAACGAUCUUCUCAAAACUUUGAUGGAUAAAAUCGACGUACUCGUAGACAAGGUCACGUCGCUCGAGGAUAGGAUGCUGAGGUUGGAAAUGCGAAAUGGUUUGAAAAAGAAUGAUACCAUAACAAUCAACAAGGAUAUUUUGAGUUUAGUCGCGGACACUACUGCUAUGCAGAUGGAUGAUCCAAAGAAAGAUUCAACAGUGGAUUCCUUAAUCGAAUUUAACUGAUUUAUCCAAACUUUUUCCUAAACUAGGUAUUUGCUUAAUGAUAUUUUAUUGAAGUCUGCGCAAACGAGAGGUUUGGCUACUACGUGUUGAAUUUAUCAUUGAAUACUGUAAAACCUAAGUUUCUCGUCUGCGCAUUCUUCUGGACUGAUGUAAUUCAUAAGCAAUUUUAUGAUAUUUAUAUUGUAAUCAUUCCUAUGGACUAAUUUUAUUAUUAUUUUAUCGAUUAUUGUUGUUACGCAUAUAAAUUAGGCGACAGUUUCAGCUACCCAUUGCCGUUUUUGUCUCGUUCUCAUCAAAUGGCGAUUCUUUGCGAUAGAACGAGACGACAUGACCGGAUAUGGGUAGCUGGAAGUGUGGCCCGUAGUAGGUCUUUGUGUGUUGUUUUAUUUAGAUUGUGACUUUAGAUUUUCUCGCAGGUGCUCAGUGCUACUAAGCAGUCCGUAGUACGGUGUAAACUUUGACCACAGACAUUCACAAUUUAUGUGACAAAGAAGAAAAAUUAUCAACUCUGAAUGGAACAGUCAUGUAGGUAAAUUAUUUUCAGUACGUCACAAUAAUUUAAUUAUUUGAGAUAAGAAUAUAUGCAAUUUCAUUAUGAUGAUAAUUCUAAAUGUACGAACGAUGGUACAAAAAGUUACAGUGGUACGUCAUCAAUUGUAUCUUAAUAUCACAGGAUAUAACCAAGCCUUUUAUGCAUUUAUUUUGAUAGUUUACUUUGUAGCAACCAUAGUUAGUGACCCAAACAAGUUUGCUUUUACAAGCGUUGAAUGUUAUGAUAGUGUAUCGAUCCUUUGUGUGGGUUGUAACAACGGAUGUCAGAACCUAGCUGAACGAUUCGUUAUAACCGUAUUCGAUAGAUUUUGGUUAAUCUCUCCCUGUGAGUACAAAUCGGGAAAUACGUGAGUCGGUGAGCUCCACGAUAUUAAUUUAAUUAUUUGAUGGUCUCUAUUAUGUAUAGCGUUAGUUUAUUAUAAUAAAAAUGAAUUUAUAUUAUGUU